ACUAGAGAAGCUACAGGCGACAUCACCAACACACAAGCACCUCAUCUGCCCAUCACAUCUUCCCAGUUCACCGGCCGUUUGCGAGAUGAAGCCCGGCAGCGAGGCACCCGGUGCCCCCUCCGCCUGGUCCUCGGGCCUCUUCGACUGCUUCGACGACUGCGGCCUCUGUUGCCUGACUUGCUGGUGCCCCUGCAUCACGUUCGGGAAGGUGUCGGAGAUCGUGGACAGGGGCUCGACGUCGUGCGGCACCGGCGGGGCGCUCUACUCGCUAUUGGCGUGCUUCACGGGGUGCCACUGGAUCUACUCGUGCACAUACCGCUCCAAGAUGCGCGCCCAGUACGCGCUCCCGGACGCGCCCUGCUGCGACUGCUGCGUCCACUACUGCUGCGAGCCCUGCGCGCUCGUCCAGGAGUACAAGGAGCUCAAGGCCCGCGGCUACGACCCCGACAUCGGCUGGCAGCUCAACGUGGAGCGCGGCAACGGCGGCGCCGGUACUGGCGGCGUCAACCCGCCCGGCAUGCAGGAGAUGGGCCGCUAGCUCGUCAAACUCUCUGCCCUACGUGUCAAUGGAGGUUCCAUGGAGCAUGUGUUAUUUCGUGCUUGGUAAAUUGUCGCAUAGUAGUUUGCAAGGUUUAUUUAUUUUGGAAACAAAAUAAUUUCGGAACUCACUGAAAUAUGCGAAGUUUCUAGUACACACUUCAUCCUAUCUGAUCUGACAAGUUCAGAUCCGUGUGUAUCUUUUUCAUAUCUAUGCACUUUUUAUGCUUCAACAAAAUUGAUAAUUUGUAUGGAACUGGCUUUGUAUAUAUCGAAUCACUGGUAGGACCUUUGAUUCCUUGGACUAA
Molecule: messenger RNA, 845 nt
Organism: Hordeum vulgare subsp. vulgare (domesticated barley)
Lineage: Eukaryota; Viridiplantae; Streptophyta; Magnoliopsida; Poales; Poaceae
Product: cell number regulator 10-like
Exons: 2
Coding region: 86-538 (150 amino acids)
Source: RefSeq, a predicted model, not a curated record